Molecule: messenger RNA, 768 nt
Organism: Grus americana (Whooping crane)
Lineage: Eukaryota; Metazoa; Chordata; Aves; Gruiformes; Gruidae
Product: interleukin-8-like
Exons: 4
Coding region: 18-341 (107 amino acids)
Biological process (GO): neutrophil chemotaxis; chemokine-mediated signaling pathway; cellular response to lipopolysaccharide
Cellular component (GO): extracellular region
Molecular function (GO): chemokine activity; CXCR chemokine receptor binding
Source: RefSeq, a predicted model, not a curated record
UCGAGCCCGCCACGAGGAUGCGAGCGCCGGCUGGGUUGGGGACGGGACCCCUCGUGCUCCUGUGGCUGCUGGCGGCGGCGGUGCUGGUGGCGAUGUCCCGCUCGGCCGGCGCAGCCAUCCUGGAGGUGAACGGAAACCUGAACUGCAGGUGCGUGAAAACAACUUCGGACUACAUGAGUCCGAAGAGGUACGAAAGCAUUGAGAUCAGACCUGUGGGAAGCACCUGCAGACGUACCGAGAUCAUAAUUAAAUUAAAAAGCUCGGGGAAGGUGUGCGUGAAUCCUGACGCCCCUUGGGUAAAGAAACUGCUGAAGCGUAUCGCCAGCACGAAGAAAAAAUAAGUUUCCUGCUAAGGAAGUUGACGCUCGGAGCCCCGAGACGGGCUGGCGGCCGAUGCACGGGCGUGCAAACCUGCCCGCUCCUCACUUUGCCCUCGCUUCCCCCCCACCCCCCUUCCCAAAAACCCCGUCUCCGGCGGCUGCUGCGGGGAGGGCGGCUCGCUGCUGACCCCAGCCCCGCGGCAGGUUCGUGGGGGUGUUUUUCCCCCCCCCCUCCCCGCCUUCGGUCCUUGGCUCAGCGUGAACACGAACGCUUCACUUAGUGAUUUGCCUGUAGGCUUUGCGAAGCCUUCCUCUGUUCGGGGGCUGCUCCUGUCCCCGUACGAACGACUCGGCGACUCUUCCCAUGCAAAGCGCUUGUCGACAGAACGCGCGUCCGGGAUUUUUAUGACACAGCGUGGUGCGUCCUGUCCCGAGAGCUCAAGUCAAA